CAGAACUGUGAAAAAAUGGCGACAACCACGUUCCGUCAUCGUCACCCUCAUAGAUUUCAGGUUCACCCCCUCAAAUAUAUAUUGUCACAAUCACCACUAGCCCUCGCCAGAGAGCCGAAACACCGCCACCAACAGCGUCUUCAUUUUCCGCAUCAAUCAUUGCCUCCGUAGCCACUCUUCUUCUUCCUCCUCUUGUCCAUGACACUCCUGAUCCAAACCCAACACGACACCAAUGCAAAUGCGCACCCCUUCUGAUCUCCGCCGCUCCCUCCUACUUAUCUCUCUUCUGUUGCUCCUCCUCGUUGCCGUCGCAUCUGGGUUCGGAUCGAUGGGGACAAUCUCCGCCGCGUUCGGCGACGAUGGCUUCUUCUGUGCCAUCGACGCCAGCGGCAAGCAGAGCGUGAUCUGCUGGAGCAAGAACAGCUCGUCGACGUCGUCCUCCUCUUCGGCCUCCCCCUUCAGCGACAUUCCCGAGAUGGCGGCCCUCUCCGGCGGCGAAGGCUUCCUCUGCGGACUCUUGGCGAACACCUCGCAGGCGUACUGCUGGAGCGACGGUGACCCAGGUAAAGACCUCGUCCCCGCCGUCCAUCAGACCACUGCUUAUUCCCACAUUGCUGCUGGAAAGGAUCACGUCUGCGCCGUCAGAGGAUCUUACUAUUCUGAGCACGAUUGGGGUACUGUUGACUGUUGGGACUUCGUGGGAUCCACGAAUCAGAGCUCGGGCUCUGUCGAGAGUUCCUUGUUCUCUGAUCAGUAUAUUAGCAACCUUGUCUUUAGGAAAGUCGUUGCGGGGGAAGGAUUUAGCUGUGGCGGUGUAAGAGAAGGUGGCGUGGUCUGUUGGGGACCCAAGUCAGCAGAUUUAGGGGUUGCAGGGGUGUCGGAUAGUUUCGCAGUAUUAGCUUCAGGGAAAGGUUCUCUUUGUGGAAUUGUGGAAGGUUCCGGUGAGGUCAAAUGUUGGGGUGAUAACAGUUCAUUUGCCGGUCAUCCUGCCGGAACCCGGUUCAUUUCGUUGGGCGCGGGCUCUCUCCACUUUUGUGGGAUCCGCGCGGACAAUCACGAAGUUGAAUGUUGGGGCAACUACAAUUCUUCUCUAGUUCCCAGGGGUUCUGGGUUCCUUGCAAUCGCUUCGUCGGAUUUUACUGUCUGCGGCAUUAGGGAAGUUGAUCUAGUACUUGAUUGCUGGUUCUCUAACACUUCCUCGGUCUUCGAUUAUGAUCCUCCGCUGGAAUUGUGUAGUCCCGGUCUCUGUACAGCUGGAUCGUGCAGUGACGGGCAGUUCGCUUUCAAUGCGAGCAUUCUGAAUGAGCAGGGAUUGACAAGCUUAUGUGCUCGAAGAGAUCUGAACAUCUGUUCGCCUUGUGGGUUAAAUUGUUCUGAAGGUUUCUUCUUGUCCAGCCCAUGCACCGCUCACGCUGAUAGAAUAUGUACUCCUUGUUCUCUUUGCCAGAACAGUUCAUGUUGGAAAGUUUGCAGCCUUCCGUCUUCUAAAGAAAUGCAGCUAAAGCAUUUCCAUCAGCAGCGCAAGCUAUUGAUUAUAGUAGGAUGUUCUGCUUCCGGACUGCUAUUGAUAUUGAUAUGCUCGUUGCUCCUUCCUCGUGUGGUUGCCAAUCUGAAAAAGGAGGGGCCGAAGAAUCAAUUUUCUUUUUGCAUAGGCAAGAAAGAGAAGGAGAUGGAAACGAGUGACGAUUCGCAUCCACCUCUGGUUUCGGCUUCGAGUGUUGGACUUGCCCAAGUUUUUCGACUUGUAGAGGUAAAGGAUGCGACAAAUGGCUUCAAGGAGUUUAAUGAGCUGGGGCGAGGAAGCUAUGGUUUUGUCUACAAAGCUGUCCUUCCAGACGGUCGGCAGGUUGCAGUGAAGAGGGCAAAUGCGGCGACGAUCAUCCACACUAAUAGUAGAGAGUUUGAGAUGGAAUUGGAUAUCCUUUGCAAAGUUCGGCAUGCAAAUAUUGUGAACUUGUUGGGUUAUUGUUCAGAAAUGGGGGAGAGGCUCUUGGUUUAUGAGUUUAUGCCACAUGGGUCGCUUCAUGAUCACCUCCAUGGCGGGCUUUCCCCAUUAAACUGGACCCUCAGGUUGAGGAUUGCUAUGCAGGCUGCGAAGGGGCUUGAAUAUCUUCAUAAAGAAGCUGUGCCUCCAAUAGUCCAUCGAGAUGUCAAAACUUCAAACAUCCUGCUUGAUGCCGAUUGGGUUGGACGAAUUGCAGAUUUUGGGCUUGUUACUUCAAGUGAGAGGGAAGUAAGUGAAGAUAUAAAGAGCGAUAUAUACAACUUCGGCAUUGUACUGCUAGAGAUUCUCAGUGGAAGAAAAGCUUAUGAUAUUGAUUAUGCGCCUCCUAACUUAGUGGAAUGGGCGGUUCCUUUAAUCAGAAGGGGUAAGGCAGCCGCCCUAAUUGACAGAUAUGUGUCUCUCCCUAGAAAUGUUGAGCCUCUGCUCAAACUUGCGGAUAUGGCAGACCUGGCUCUUCGUGAUAAUCCAAAUGAGCGUCCCUCAAUAUCAGAGAUUGCAUCUUGGUUGGAGCAAAUUGUGAAGGAUGGAUUGAUCUUUUGAUGCCUCAUUGAAUCCCAAGGUUUUCGAGCAAGAAUGAACGGGCAUAUUGUGAAUGGGAAGAUCAUUCAAUUGGGUACUGCUCCACGGCAACUGUACAUUUUUUUUUAAUGAGAUGCUUGUACAUGAUAUUAUAUGCAAUGAUCCUUUACUUUGCGUUUCAAUGAUUCUUUCUCAUUCCUGUCCUCUUGAACCUUCACAAAGUGAAGGAAUUGUAAUCUUUCAUGCAGUUUUUCACACAUUCUCUUCUUUUUGGAGAUUUUUGUUUUCUGAUUUUGCCCUUGAUGUAGAAAUG
Molecule: messenger RNA, 2837 nt
Organism: Rhodamnia argentea
Lineage: Eukaryota; Viridiplantae; Streptophyta; Magnoliopsida; Myrtales; Myrtaceae
Product: serine/threonine-protein kinase-like protein CCR1
Exons: 1
Coding region: 233-2545 (770 amino acids)
Biological process (GO): protein phosphorylation
Molecular function (GO): protein binding; ATP binding; protein kinase activity
Source: RefSeq, a predicted model, not a curated record